AUGGCGGCCGCGGCCGGGGAGGCAGCGGGAGGCGGCGGCGGCUCCCCGUCCUCCGCCCGGCGGCGGCUGCGCAUCAUCUCCGGGCACCUGCGGGGCUCGCCGCGGGCCCCGGGGCGGGGAGCGCUCUCCCCGAGCCCCUGCAAGGCGCAGGGCGGCUCCGCCGGGCCGGCCUCAGGCUCCAUCCCGAAGAAGCGGCAAGAACUUUUGAAGUGGAAUGGAUGGGGAUAUAAUGACUCCAAAUUCAUCUUCAAUAAGAAGGGUCAAGCAGAAUUCACAGGAAAAAGGUACAGAUUAGGUGGUAUGGUAUUACCAACUUUUAAGGAAUGGAUAGAAAAAACCUUUGGAGCAAGUCUGGAGCACAAAACUACCUCUAGAGCAUCCUUAAAUGUUAAUGAUGUACCUCCAUCCAUUGUAAAUGAAGAAUUUCUUCAGGAUCUUAGAGCCACUAAAAUCUCAUAUUCCCAGGAUGCAGAAGAUAGGGUAUUCAGAGCUCAUGGCCACUGCCUACACGAGAUAUUUGUACUCAGGGAAGGAAUGUUUAAGCGAAUUCCUGAUAUAGUUGUAUGGCCUGUUUGCCAUGAAGAUGUAGUUAAAAUUGUGGAAUUAGCCUGCAAACACAAUCUCUGCAUAAUACCAUUUGGUGGAGGGACAAGUGUCUCUAGUGCCCUCGAAUGUCCUGAAGAAGAAAAAAGAACAAUUGUGUCCCUGGAUACAUCACAAAUGAAUCGGAUUCUCUGGAUAGAUGAAAAAAACUUAACCGCUUGUGUAGAAGCUGGCAUUGUUGGACAAGAUCUGGAAAAACAGCUUGCUGAAAGUGGCUUCUGUACAGGCCAUGAACCAGACUCCAUGGAAUUCAGUUCACUAGGAGGCUGGGUAGCAACACGAGCAUCAGGCAUGAAAAAAAACAUCUAUGGAAACAUUGAAGAUCUGGUGAUUCAUAUAAAGAUGGUAACUCCUAGAGGAAUAGUAGAAAAAAACUGUCAAGUACCUCGCAUGUCAACAGGACCUGAUAUCCAUCACUUCAUUAUGGGAUCUGAAGGAACCCUUGGAGUGGUUACUGAAGUUACGAUAAAGAUUCGCCCGGUCCCUGAGUAUCAGAAGUACGGCUCUGUGGUCUUCCCCAACUUUGAGCGAGGGGUGGCCUGCUUGAGGGAAGUGGCAAAGCAGAGAUGUGCUCCUGCAUCAAUUCGCCUUGUCGACAAUGCACAGUUUCAGUUUGGUCAUGCUCUUAAACCACAAGUUGCUUCCAUUUUUACAUCAUUUUUGGAUGGACUGAAAAAGUUCUACAUCACAAAGUUUAAAGGAUUUGAUCCCAACAUACUGUGUGUAGCUACCUUGCUCUUUGAGGGUGACAGAGAGAAGGUUCUUCAGCAUGAGAAGCAAGUCUAUGAUAUUGCCACCAAGUUUGGUGGCUUGGCAGCAGGAGAAGAUAAUGGACAGAGAGGAUACAUGCUGACAUUUGUCAUCGCUUACCUUCGGGACCUAGGCCUGGAUUAUUACGUAAUAGGAGAAUCAUUUGAGACAUCUGUUCCUUGGGAUAGGGUUUUGGACCUUUGUAGAAAUGUAAAGGAAAGGAUAGUACGAGAAUGCAAAGAAAAGGGUGUUCAGUUUGCUCCUCUUUCCACCUGUAGGGUGACACAGACUUACGAUGCAGGUGCAUGUGUCUACUUCUACUUUGCCUUUAACUACAGAGGAAUUAGUGAUCCUAUUCAUGUCUAUGAACAAAUUGAGAGGGCUGCUAGAGAAGAAAUACUGGCCAAUGGAGGAAGUCUUUCACAUCACCAUGGAGUAGGCAAAUUGCGGAAGCGCUGGAUGAAGGAGAGCAUCUCUGAUGUUGGCUUGGGAAUGCUGAGAUCUGUUAAAGAAUAUGUGGACCCCAAUAACAUCUUUGGAAACAAAAAUCUUUUAUAAAGCCCUGCACAAAUGAUGUACUAAAAAUUAAAAAUUACUGUUGAAAUUCUUCCACUUUCAUUGUAUUGAUAUCCCAGUAAUCAAAUAUAACAUAGACUAAACUUUCAAAACUAGUAACUUACAUUGAUUUUUGCUAUUCCCUUCCCCCUUCCCCCAAUAAAGUGUAAACAUCACUGUUAAUGUUUAUGGACUUUUACUUAACAAUGUUCCAGCCUACUGGGCACAAAGUACUAACCAGGAAAUGCAAAUCUGGGUUUCCAAGUUGGGCUAGGCAGCACAGCUGACAGUAUAUUCAGUGCUGGAUGCUGCCAGAUGUUUGUGACUUAAAGCAUCCCCCGCCCGGAGGACAAAGACUGACAACAGUGUUUUCGACAGAUGCAGCUGCACAGCCCAGCCUCUUGCUAAAGGAAAGCUGCUGAGACAGAUGAGAGAACACCAAGGAGUACCUCCCUGUGCUGCAUUAAGUAUGUAACAGACUUGUAACCACCAAAUACUUAAGAGUAUAAAUAUAGGCUUUCAUCAAAACAGACAGCGUAAGUCAAACUACUAAAAAUUCAGUAGUCUCUUACUGUAAUACUACUGGAAAAUCUUACACAAUUGAGCUGUUCUGAGUUGUAUUUGCAUUGCUGGGAUAAUCUUAAAUUAAUUGUAGGUCAGUCACUAAGUUUUGUACAAUGGACAUUUCUCACUGUAUGUUGAAAACAGGUUUCUAACAAAAUUUUGUGUUCAUCUGUACUUCAGUCCUAGUGUGUAUGGGUUUUGUUCCUGUUGUUUGUUUUGCACAGAUGCAAAAUAUCUUUUUCAGUUACUCAGAUGAAACUGCCCAGCACUGUCUUUUGAAACAGUCACAACAGUUUAAUAAAACACUUAAAUGGA
Molecule: messenger RNA, 2787 nt
Organism: Camarhynchus parvulus
Lineage: Eukaryota; Metazoa; Chordata; Aves; Passeriformes; Thraupidae
Gene: AGPS
Product: alkylglycerone phosphate synthase
Biological process (GO): lipid biosynthetic process
Molecular function (GO): FAD binding; alkylglycerone-phosphate synthase activity
Source: RefSeq, a predicted model, not a curated record